Messenger RNA from Talaromyces amestolkiae, 1020 nucleotides. RefSeq lists its product as uncharacterized. The record is from RefSeq and is a predicted model, not a curated record. Gene Ontology annotation, cellular component: nucleus. NCBI's taxonomy places the organism in Eukaryota, Fungi, Ascomycota, Eurotiomycetes, Eurotiales, Trichocomaceae. The coding region runs from base 1 to 1020 and encodes 339 amino acids. The transcript has 3 exons. Gene Ontology annotation, molecular function: transcription cis-regulatory region binding; DNA-binding transcription factor activity, RNA polymerase II-specific. Gene Ontology annotation, biological process: regulation of DNA-templated transcription.
AUGGCUAUGUUGAUGGAUCUGGGACUUCAUCGGGCUUCCGGUAUCCGAGGCACCACCGGGCUUCCACUCCAUUAUCUGAGAACCUUCUAUAGCGAGCCAGAGGUGCCCAGACAGCGCACAUUGGAAGAGAGAAGAGCAUACAUCGGCUGUUACCACCUACUUACAACAAUCGCCCUAUGUAACCGAGAGAUGUCCGUGCUAAAGUAUACAAAGUACACAGACGAGUGCCUUGUGACACUCGGUGAAAUGAAAGAACACCCCUCCGACGAAUACAUCGUGUAUCUGUUACGGUUACAUCGAAUAGGUGAGAAAAUUCGCCGGACGUUAUGGGAUGAUCCGAUCGAUAUCGCCUGGGGCCUAGCGGCCCCGGUGGGAAUGUGCGUGCGUUAUCUAGAGACGGAGCUUCGACAAUUCAUGGAGCUAAUACCAAUAGACUUGGCUCAGAAUACAUUGCUCCGGAGUUAUGUCAACACGCUCGAGAUAUCAUUGUACGGGAUUGCGCUGAGUGACAAUUUCAAUGACGGUGACUAUGGAGAAUAUCAAUUAACUCGCUUCAAUAUUCUUCGGUCCUGCUUGAUAGCUACCAAGGCUCUUCUUAACCAAAUCUCGGACCUUCCACUAGAAGUACGAAUCUGUACACCGUCCACGUGUUGGUCGCAGUUCGGUCAAGCGGUAGUCGUCCUCUCCAAACUGUCACUUAUGGAAAAUGAGUUGUGGAAAGGGAUAUAUGAGCAAUAUGCACUUGACUUUCCCCAGGAAAUCGAUAGAAUUGCAGAGAAAUUUAGCAAGCUAGACUCCUGGACUCAGGGCGUGGAUUCGAGACUUUUCAUUACGGAAGCAUAUUUGAAACUUGGGUCGCGACUCAAGCUGAUGAAAGAGACUCAUGAAAAAAUAAGAGUGACACAGGUUGAGAGAGCGCGCGAUUUGACAGAAGAAAAUUUUGGUCUGGAUCUUGGGGAUCUCUUACCGAUGCCAAUGCUUGAUCUCUUGGAUGGAGAAUUUUGGCAACAAGUCUUGUAA